AUCUACUACGACAUCUAUAUGUCCUAUGAGAAUGUUGUAUUGCUAGAGUUAUCGCACAAGAAAAGUGUAGCAAACAUUUCCGAUUAUAUGGAUGAAAUACCAAAAACUCUAGAUCUGGCUGUGCAUGAGUAAAGAUGAGGAAAAAAAUGUUUAAAUGUAAAGAAGACUGAAAUCAGCAAAUGAUUUUUACAGAUUUAGAUAAACAAGAUGCAAACUGGAUACUUCCUGAUUUUUUUUGUAUUACCCAUUUUCUUGGAGGGAUGCUGCGUGGGAAACAAGCAAAAGAAAAGAACAGGUCUCCAGGAGAAUACUACACAUCUGCACUACAGAGCUGUGGAGGGGGAAAUGUUUAUGAUGCCAUGCAUAAAAUCUAUGAAGGGGCACAUGAAGGUGGCAUGGUCCAGGACUGCAGAAGGUGAAGGAGGAACUGAAGGCCCAUCCUUUGACUGUGACAAAGUGUUCUCAGCUGAAAUAAAACAUUCUGGGACUUACACAGACCCAUCAGGGGGCAGCAAGUUGUUCUUCUAUCUGCAGGUGGUACAGAAAGAACGUCUGGGAUGUUUUCAUCCUGAUGAGAGCUGGGGAAUGCUGGUCAAUGGCGCAGGUGGGGAGAUUCCCUGUCCGGGUCGCAACUGCAGUGACAACACAGAUGUCAGAUGGUACAAGGGUAACAGAGUUGUGUCUGAGCAGCGUCGGGCCUCCUGUGAACAGAACGGGCUGUUGCAUCUCUGCCAAGUUGGUGAACCUGAUACUGGUGUAUAUUUCUGUGACAGAAAAAUAAUUGAGCAAGGAAUCAUGUGGACUUUCAGGAGAGCUGUUAAUAUCAGAGUCAUACCACAUUACAAACCAAGCUACCGUCCCAGAAUUGUGGUCCCUGAAAGCAACAUGGCAGAGGAGGUGGAGCUCGGUCAGUCUCACACGCUGAUGUGUAAGGUGUAUUUUCCUUUUGAGAUAAAUGUUUCAGCAGUGGUGCGGUGGUACAUGAACUAUGGUGGCAACAUGGAGAACAUGACUCGACUCCACAUGGAGAAGCCACAACAGAAAACACUGAUACUUGAAGAAACCGAGGUCAUACAGAGUGCCAUCAUAAAAGAGGUGACAUCACAACACUUGAACCACACAUAUACUUGCAUCGCCAGUAAUACUGUUGGAAACAGCGCAGUUACCAUCAAGCUCAAGAAGAAAAUUAAGGUAAAAUGGCCCUCAUUGGUUGGGUAUCCCAUUGUAUCUUUGCUGGUGCUUGCUGGGCUGGGAAUCGUUUUACAUGUGAAAUGGCUGGAACUACAGCUCAUCUACAGAUCCCACAUCCAUUGUGGAAAACGUGAUAGAGAAGACAAAGAGUUCGAUGUGUUUCUGUCAUACGUGUGGAGCCAUCCAUCAGCAGAGGCCGACGGAUGUGUGAGCCUUUCUCCCCAGUCAGGACCCGACACUGACGAGGAAGCUUGUCUCUCCAGCAUGAACCCUUUGAAUACAAAGGAGGGUCAAUCCACCCAGACCCCACUAGAAGUGCUGCUUCCCCGGGUGUUAGAGGAGCGGUGGGGGUAUCACCUAUGUCUGCUGGAGAGGGACGUGCUUCCUGGAGGAGCAUAUACAAAUGAUGUGGUCCUUGCAAUACAGAGAAGCCGAAUGCUUAUCUGCCUGCUGUCAGCUGACUACCUGUGCAACAGCAAUGCUGUGUUUGUACUAGAAUCAGGAGUCCAGGCUUUGCUACAAAACUCUGCCCUCAAACUCCUGCUAAUAUGGACCAAUAGAGCCUCAGCAUCCCUCAUCCAACCUAACCCCCCUCUGCCCACAUUGGUCCAAAAGGCCUUGAAGGUGCUACCCAGUCUGGACUGGACCUCAGGCAAAUCUGCUAGAGCCACCUGCAACUUCUGGAGAUCUUUGAGGAGGGCCAUGCCCAACUGCACAGAGAAAAACUGGUUUUCCUCAGAUCAUGCUAAUGAUCUGCCUGUUACCAGUAUACAGUAUAUUUAUUGAUUUUAUGAUAGUCUUACUGCAAUAUUAAUAAAAACUAUACUUGGAAGCAAGCGAAAGACAUGAAUGAACAAAUGUGUUGAGGAAAUCCCCAUGGUGGAAGAUAAAUGAUAAUGUGCCCUUGUAUGUAAGGUAGGGUGGAAAUGUGAGUCACCCGUUGAACCAAAAAUGACAUUUCAGUUACGGUGAAAGUGUAAAAAUAAUGUACUUAUGAACUCUCCCUUACAAAAUAUAAACAGAAUGGAUAGCAGAUAAUGCUAAAAUCAUAUGCUAUUAAUUAAAUGAUUAGCUUUAUGUGACUGUACAUCAGUUUAAAUAUGACAAGUGUAUGUUAAGUUAUGGGGUGCUGUUAAUCUUGUACUCUUACAGCAGACAUGUCCGCAAUAAACAUUUGACACAACACAUAUCACUGAAAUUUUUUAUUUGACUGGCUUUUAAACAUAUAUUCAGAGGAGUUCUGUUUGAUAAAACGGGUUGAAGCAAUACUGCAGAUAAUAUUGUGAUUCAUUCGGGAAUGUCUGCACAACAUUCUGAUAAUCUACAGUCAAAUUCCAUGUUUAGACUUUUGAUCAAGGGGAUUUUCCAAGAGAGAUUCAGGCACUGGAGAAGUCACUGAGGUACCAUAGUUCUAUAAAUAGAAGAGUCAUAUUUCUGACGCGUGGACCUUCUGGUGUCAAAGCAACAAUGAAAAGUUUGUAAAUGUGCCUACUCAUUGCUAACCUAUAUUUUAAUCAGCCAAAAACCAUUUUAUAUGACACAAAUACCAACACCCUGGUAUCUGUGUCAUAUUAAAUGACUGAUAGCUGUAUGAUUCUGGUCCUCACACAAUUGUCAAAUGUGAAACUAUCAAAUGUGAACACAGAAAUCAACAGCCAGAUUCCAUAUUGAGUAAACAAAACUAAAAAUACUGCCACAAAGAUCAGACAAACAUAAAAAACAAAUGACUGUCUAAGAGGUGGCACAGCUGGACAAACAGCUGUAC
Messenger RNA from Monopterus albus (swamp eel), 2956 nucleotides. RefSeq names its product interleukin-18 receptor accessory protein-like. The record is from RefSeq and is a predicted model, not a curated record. Bases 208 to 1977 code for a protein of 589 amino acids. Gene Ontology annotation, molecular function: interleukin-18 receptor activity. The transcript is spliced from 12 exons. Gene Ontology annotation, biological process: interleukin-18-mediated signaling pathway. NCBI's taxonomy places the organism in Eukaryota, Metazoa, Chordata, Actinopteri, Synbranchiformes, Synbranchidae.